Molecule: messenger RNA, 3742 nt
Organism: Syngnathus acus (greater pipefish)
Lineage: Eukaryota; Metazoa; Chordata; Actinopteri; Syngnathiformes; Syngnathidae
Gene: gem
Product: GTP binding protein overexpressed in skeletal muscle
Exons: 4
Coding region: 1985-2854 (289 amino acids)
Biological process (GO): negative regulation of high voltage-gated calcium channel activity
Cellular component (GO): plasma membrane
Molecular function (GO): GTPase activity; calcium channel regulator activity; GTP binding
Source: RefSeq, a predicted model, not a curated record
AAUGACCACUUCUGAUGGGAGGGGCGCACUUGUUUUAAUGAGAAACUAAAUGACAGAUUGGAUCUUUAUUUCACGUGAUCCCCGUGAAUGGUAAGGCAGUCGGGGCCGAGCCUCCGGUAUUAACCCUCCCCGAAGUUGCAUGUCUUAUAUUUCAUUCAUGAUCACUCAGAGAGUCAUUGACAUUUAAGCCGCGUGAGCGUUUGCCACGUGCAUCAGGCGGCACAUACCGUUCAGCCCGCCAAAUAUUUUAUCGUAAGCCGCCUCACUGGCCGUGGCACAGACACGGUGAAGGCUUGCGGGUUUGAUGUCAUCGCCGAACGAAUUGGGCACACGGCCUUCAGAGUGCAGCGGCCUUCGUGGCUCUAACAUCCUGUCUGGUAUUCAUGCUCGCCCCUCCCAUCCCUGAUGGACUUUGCCCUUCACCCUAUUUAUGACCUCUCGGUCUACAGACAACCUGCUGCAUUGUGGUUGUUCUUUCUAAGGUUGAAAUUAACUGUGUACUGUCCCAGCUUGUGAGUCAGAAUCUCAAAUCUAAACGAACUGCCAAGACCCUGCCAAUGCGUCGUACGAAAGCCCCUGACCCUGGUCAUCGUCCAGCACUUAACAAGGAUUUAAUGUCGCCCGUGUCGUCUGUCAGCCAGAUGAGAUCAGAGCAGAAGGCCACAGUAGAUGAGACCACGCCGUUUGGUACACAAGCGCUGCACGACACAAACAACAGCAGACAAAAAGGUCUAAUCCCACAAUUAGUGUAAAAGCUCUCCAAGAUCAAGCCAAGAUUAAAAAUGAAGUAUUAAAGAGAGUCGAAUAAAAUCAGGUUUUCGAUACACAAUUUGUCUAUUAAAUGAAAAAAAACAAAACAUGACUUUAUGGUCGUCUUGCAAAGAACAUGACUGUAUUCAGUUCAGUUUCCAUAGUAACAAAUGAGGAGCAAACGUCAUGCCUCGUUCUCUCCGUAGUUCAGAAAAUAAGCAUCUGUCAACAUUUGUGACAAUAUGCUGCUGGAAGAUAAAUCCUGACUGAUUCAUCACAAAAAAACAAAAAAAAAUCUUGUCAGGAGUGGGAUUUGAACCCACGCCUCCAUUGGAGACCAGAAUUCCCAAUUGAUUGGAAGGAGUUGUUCCUUGAGUCUGGCGCCUUAGACCGCUCGGCCAUCCUGACUGAUAAGUGAGAGCAGUAAUCAAAGGUAGCUAGUCCGAACGCAGGCUACAGUUGCCUGGACUUUCUAAACACGAACUUGGAUUCCAACAUCUGAUGUUGGCAAGCAGCAGAAAAAAAUAUUCCCUGCUCAAGUAUUAGAUUAGACCUCAAGUGUCAAUCUCAAGAGUCAGAGGCCAGAUCAGGCCUGUGACAUCAUUCACGUGGCCUGGUAGUCAACCAGCACUCAGCAGAUGGUGUUCAACUUGAGAAGGUUUUGAAAAUGUCAUUUAUGUGACCCGAAACGCUUAAAGCCAUUUAACUGUUGCCAUUUCCACCCGAUUCUGCUUGUACCACUCCAGCUCGAAUUCUUAGACACCACUGGCAGCCCGAAUGUGAAAAGAACAUUCAGUGUGAAUGACAGCAAGACACAUUUCCAAGUGAGAGCAAAUCCAUUAAGCCCCUUUAUAUAUUCAUGCAUAUGUUGUGUAAUCAUUUUCUCAAUGCACGUACCUGGAGUCUCCGUGGACCAUUAGUGCACAUUAGUGUUGGUGUGGGAGUGCAUCUAAACUCCCCUCCCCCCUGUCAGAGUGGUUUCAUACCCCCUCGAGUGACUGAGUGAGAGAGAGAGGAGGACCUCCUCAUAUAAACAUGCAGGGAAAUCCCAGCAGCAUUGCAAGAUUAACGCCGAGGGGGCACUACACGCUCCAUUUCACUAGCAACAUGUUUCUCAACUAAUCCUGCUUGCAAAUACAGCCAGGCUGCAGGGAGCAAUUGAAAAGUUCACUCGUUAAACUUCUGUUUAGGAGUCAAAGAAGCCCAAGCGGCUGAUUUCUUUAACAACGGGACAAUGAUGUCCAGCGUGCGCCGGCACAGUCUCCGCCUCCAGACCGAGAUCCACCGCUGGAGCAUCUGCGACCCGGACAGCCUCCUCGCCCGCGUACCCGCUUGCAUCUCCCGAUCCAAGUCGUGCGCCAGCUCCGCCGGAGAGUCCGACGGAGGCGGCAGCCGCGGCAGCUGGUCCUCCUCGUCCGACUCGGUCAUCUCCGCCGACUCGGUCAAUCCGUACCGAGUGGUGCUACUCGGGGCCGGAGGGGUCGGAAAGAGCGCCUUCGCCUGUAUCUUUUCCGGGGCCGCGGACAGCAUGGACAGCGAUGACUGCGAGCUGUGCGGAGAAGAACUACGUGAGCGAGAGCUGGAUGUGGAUGGAGAGACGGCAACGAUCACCCUGUUGGACACAUGGGAUACAGAGAGUGACAGCGAAUGGGCUCAAGAGCGCUACAUGCAUUCAGGCGACGCCUUCCUGCUGCUAUACUCUAUCACCGACCGAGCGUCUUUUUUACGGGCGUCGGAGCUCCGCAUCACCCUGCGCCGCCUUCGCCCCGCCCAACACACGCCCAUCAUCCUGGUGGGCAACAAAUGUGACCUGGUGCGACGCAGAGAGGUUUCUACCAACGAGGGCCGCGCCUGCGCCGCCGUCUUCGACUGCAAAUUCAUCGAGACCUCCGCCGCCAUGCAGCACAAUGUGUGGGAGGCCUUCCGCGGCAUCGUUCGUCAACUGCGUCUGCGCAAGGACUCCAAGGGCGCCGCCCGCCGCUCCCGCCGGGAGAGCCUCCCCACUAAGGCCAAACGUUUUCUCGACAAGAUGGUAGCCAGGAACAAUCCCAGCGUUGCGUUUUGGCUCAAGUCAAAAUCCUGCCACGACUUGUCCGUUCUGUAGGAGAACGAUUGACUGAAAGACUGAGGUGAGGAGUGGACUGAAUGAGGGGCUCCAAGAACAAUUUGAUGGACAUGUUUACUGUUUACAAGCAACCCAUGGACAAGGAGGAUUAUGUAUUUGUGUGUUUCCUAUACCUCUCUUGCUAUUUGCAUUCAGUCCCGCUUACUGUACAAUGUAUUUCCAUGGUAACACAAGGGUCAACAUAUAAAGGUCAAAACUAACACAUUUAUCUGUCACCCACGAGAAAAACGUAAGGAGAUAGAGCUAGAAAGCCUGAGUGGAUUUGUUUUGUUAUUGUGGAAGGUUCCAUGUUGUGUGUGAAUGUUUUUUUUUUAAUUUUGUGGGGUUUCUGUUGUGUGGCAGAUUUGGGGUGUGUGUCUUUUUUUGGGUGCGUGUGAGAGGGAAGACGGACAUUUUUUGGGUGAGUUUUUUGUUGUCAGUUUUGUGUUGUGUGCCAACCUUUUUUGAACAUUUGUGAUUUUUUUGUGCAUGUUAUACCGUGCUUGAGAGUUUUUUGAGGGUUUAAGUGUGUUGUAGCGGGAGAGAAUGAGUGAGUUUUUAUUUGUGUAUUUGUGAGGAUUUUUCUGGGAUGGCUUUUUUAUGUGUCUACAUGACAGUGUUUUGAGUGAUUGAAUUAUCUUCUGACGUGUUUGAGUUUUUUCCGGGCAAAGGUUUUUGGUGUGUGAUCUUUUUUGGGAUGUAUGUGUGAGAGGUGACAUUUUCGUUGUUGUUAGUGUUUUAAAUGUAAGUUUUUUUGAUGAGUGAGAAUAUUCUAAAGGUUAUCUUUAGCUUAUACAGCACCUGAUAUCAAUGCAAAUCCCUGCAAUGUUGCCAUUUAGCCACCUAGCUUCUCGAUUUGCUUAUUUCAAUAAAGAUAAAAGGAAAAUC